Anas platyrhynchos (mallard) is the source of this 5295-nucleotide messenger RNA. RefSeq names its product salt inducible kinase 1 (gene SIK1). Gene Ontology annotation, cellular component: cytoplasm. Gene Ontology annotation, biological process: intracellular signal transduction; microtubule cytoskeleton organization; protein phosphorylation. The record is from RefSeq and is a predicted model, not a curated record. Gene Ontology annotation, molecular function: tau-protein kinase activity; ATP binding; magnesium ion binding. NCBI's taxonomy places the organism in Eukaryota, Metazoa, Chordata, Aves, Anseriformes, Anatidae.
CCCUGCCUCACACCCCAGGCGCGCGGCGGCAGAGCCGCGGGGAGCGCGCGCCAGGUACGGGCGCGGCAACGGCCGCCCGCCAACGGCCGCGCACCAACGGUCGCGGCUGUGAGGAGAACCCCGCCGCUACCGCCGCUGCCUCCUCUGCCUCCUCUCUGCCUCUGUCAGCCGUGUGAGGGGCGCGGCGCGGCGCCCAUGCUGCUGCCGUCCUGACCGUCGGCGGUGCCUUCGGCCGCCGGCCGCCUGAGCCAUGGUGAUCAUGUCGGAGUACGCCGCCCUGCCCGCCGCCAAGCCAGCCCAGCAGCGGCCGCUGCGAGUCGGCUUCUACGACAUCGAGAGGACGCUGGGGAAAGGCAACUUCGCCGUGGUGAAGCUGGCCCGGCACAGGGUGACCAAGACGCAGGUUGCAAUAAAAAUAAUAGACAAAACAAGGUUAGACCCAAGCAAUCUGGAGAAGAUUUAUAGAGAAGUUCAGAUAAUGAAGCUUUUGAAUCAUCCCCACAUUAUCAAGCUAUACCAGGUUAUGGAGACAAAGGAUAUGCUUUACAUUGUAACCGAGUUUGCAAAGAAUGGAGAAAUGUUUGAUCAUCUGACCUCCAACGGGCACUUGAGUGAAAGUGAAGCACGGAAGAAGUUCUGGCAGAUUCUUUCGGCGGUGGAAUAUUGUCACAGCCACCACAUCGUGCACAGAGAUCUCAAAACAGAGAACCUUCUGCUAGAUGCUAACAUGAAUAUCAAGUUAGCAGACUUCGGCUUUGGAAACUUCUACAAGUCAGGAGAACCCCUCUCCACUUGGUGUGGAAGCCCGCCCUAUGCAGCUCCAGAAGUGUUUGAAGGCAAGGAAUAUGAAGGCCCUCACCUUGAUAUAUGGAGCCUUGGGGUGGUGCUGUACGUCCUUGUCUGUGGUUCUCUGCCUUUUGAUGGACCCAACUUACCAACUCUGAGGCAAAGAGUGCUGGAGGGGCGGUUCCGCAUCCCGUACUUCAUGUCCGAAGACUGUGAAACGCUAAUCCGACGGAUGUUGGUCGUGGACCCAACAAAACGAAUAACUAUUUCCCAAAUAAAGCAGCACAAGUGGAUGCAAGCUGACCCGUCUCUUCAGCAGCAGCAGUCUCUGUCCUUCUCCAUGCAAAACUACAACUCCAACCUGGGUGACUACAAUGAACAGGUCCUCGGGAUCAUGCAGACACUUGGCAUCGACAGGCAGAGAACUGUGGAGUCUCUACAAAACAGCAGCUACAACCACUUUGCUGCAAUUUAUUACCUGCUCUUGGAGCGCCUCAAGGAGUAUCGAAGCAGCCAGCUGUCGAGUCGUUCAGCGAGUGGCCGUCAGCAAAGGCCGAGGAGCUCCGAGAUCAGCAAUGGCGAGAUGCCUCAGGACAGUCUCACUAGUGAAACCCUGCGAUCAUCUCUGCUUUACCAGCAACCUCAGAGCCUGAUUCAGCCAUCCUUGCAGGCAGAAAUGGACUGUGACAUGAACAAUCCAUUACAGCCUGUGUUCUUUCCUGUGGAUCCCAACUUCAAUGGGCUUUUUCGGAACCGCUCCAUCUCCCCCAACAGCCUGCUGGAGACCACCAUUAGUGAGGAAGUAAGGCAAGAGAAGGAGCUGGAAGACGAAAUUAAGGCGUAUGACCACCCCAUCCGCAUCCCCAGCAACACCAGCCGGAGGCACACGCUGGCUGAAGUCACCACUCAUUUCUAUCAGCAUGCCCCUCCAUGUAUAGUCAUUUCCUCCUCAGCGAGCCCCACGGAGGGAACGAGUUCAGACAGCUGCCUUACUUCAUCUUCAAAUGACAGCUCCGUGGCCCUGAGCAGCUGCUUGGCAGGUCAAGUAAUGACGGGGAGCCCGGCCGCAGCCAGGAUGACAUCAGCCUUCCUUGCUUCCCAGUCUGACGCCCCGGUGUUACAGGCCCAGGGCUGCAUGGGAGGUGCUUCCCUCCUGCCCGUCAGCUUCCAAGAAGGAAGGCGAGCAUCUGAUACCUCAUUAACUCAAGGCUUGAAGGCUUUUAGGCAGCAGCUGCGGAAGAACGCUCGAGCCAAAGGGUUUCUCGGCUUGAAUAAAAUCAAAGGCUUUGCUCGGCAGGUGUGUCAGUCCUCCUCAUCUCGGGCAGCAAGGAGUGCCAUGAGCCCUUUCCAACACACGCAGCCGAGCACCUGCCUGUACAGCAGCAGCGGGAGCAGCAGAGAGGGAAGAAGCCUCCUGGAAGAGGUGCUACAGCAGCAGAGAAUGCUCCAGCUUCAGCAUCACCAGCUACUCCAGCCAGCUUGUCCCCAGACGCCUCAGACGCCUGCGACCAGCGGCCUCCCCUCCUCGGAUAGCGCAGGUACCUGCAAAACAUCCAAUUCUCUUCUCUUGUCCGAGCUACAAAGAGAGAACUCCUUUGAGCUGGCCUUCGGUGGCAACAGCCAGCUGCUCCAACCUCACUUCUUUGGUGUCAGCGUGUCGCCGGUGUCCUCAGCAGCUCACCUCCUAGACACUCACCUCUACAUCAGCAGCAGCGCCUCUCCCGCUGGCGCCACCUUCUCCCAGCAGCAGAGUUUCUCCGCGCAGUCUCCGAGCUACGAGGCCGUCACUUUGCAGCACGGGGACUGUGAGAUGGAGGACCUGACUUCCAACCAGCUAGGGAAGUUCGUCCUGGUCAAGUGAGAGCUCCGGCUGCUGCAGCUGGCGCUGCUGUGGUGGUUUUUUUUCUUGCAAAGAACUUGCACCGCUGCUCCGUGGCACGUGUAGGGCCGUGGCUGGCUGAUGUCGUGCGGACGAGUGACUCAGAAGCAAUAAAUUUUGAAGUAUGUGAAGAGGCUGGCUGGCUCAGAAAGCUAGCAACUUUCUAGAACUGAACCAAGCAAUAUGUAUGUCUUUUUGCUUCUACUAUUCUUGCACUGAACAAAUACGAAUAGAAAUUGAAUUUUUUUUUUUUUUUAAAGGAAAAAUAAUGAUGGGGAAGAUGGGUGGGGCAUUUGUGGGGACAGGGAGGGAUGUGGUCGGGGAAGAACUCUUCGGUACUGUACUCAAGUCAGACCAAUACAGCUCCGCUGUUAUGCAAGAUUAGCAGCUGUCGGUAGUGGUGACACAGCAGGGAGAGGCUUUUCAGAGAAGGGACCAGAGCCUCCCUUUUUCACAAUAUUCACUUAUGGGUUUGUGAAGAUGAUUACCUCUUUUUAAAGAAAAUAAACAGAAAACCAGUGGCAUGCAGCAUUUAUGCAUUCGUAGAAGACAAAAAUGGAAGCAUUGCCAUUUGUUUUUUUUUCCCUCCUCCUGUUAACGCUUUUAAUUCUAAAGGAACCAACCUCCCCAUUCCGCACCUCCCAGAUAUGUAUACUUUAAAUGAAAACUGUGAACUUUCUGCUUGAUGUAUCAGCUGGAAAACCUUUAAAAACCAACCACAACAACAACCAAACAACCUUAUAAUUAGCACAGAAGCAAGUAAUCUCUUGACAAAUGUAUCCCUUGGUAUCAGGAUCCAAAUUAUGUACUGUCUGGUCUUCUGCAGGGAUGUCUUUUUGGGGUGCUGUGUGUAUACGUACGUAUACACACAUGCACACGCCUGUAUUUUGUUGGUCUAAAUGAUCACUAGGAAUCCUUUUAUAAACACUAAGUUUUUUUCAUAUUCCUGCAGAGGCACCGAGGAGGGAACCGCUAUCGCUGGCGGGGUGGCGGAAGGGUUUUCCUUCUAACAAGCCCUCCUAGAGAUUGCCUCCAAGUUGCCUGAGGGGUAUUCCUUAGCGCUGCACAUCGUUAUUUCCGCUGCUAAUUAUGUUUUUAUGCAUUUCAUUAUCAGGGUCCAAAUAGAACUGACUCUUGGGGAAAUGUGCAAUAUUGAGGUUAUAAUUCUAUACUGACAAAGACAAAAGGAAUAGGCGAGAACAGAAUUCUACUCUCACGGAGUACAGCUAUUUCUGAACAAAACUGUAUUAAAAGCGAGUAAAACAGCACAAUCUUUGGGUGUUCGUUUUGGGUUGGUUUGUUUUUGGCAUACUAGCAAAAUGAGGUUUUGGAUUAGGUAGGUGUUUUUUCGUAUGGUUUUUAAUGCUGUAUAUGUAUAUAAAUAGGAAGCAGAAAACUAUAUAACACUAGUUAUUUUUUAUAUUUUGUAAGAUGCUUAUAUUGUGUUUCUGGUAGAAACCCCACCCCUCCUCCCGAGGCGGAGUGUGACUUCUGUUGGCGUCAACAGGAGAUGUGCUUAGGUGUAAGGGGGAGAGCAGGCCGUGCCCCCACGGCAGGGCAGGGCAGGGCGUUCGAGCUUUGGGAGCAGGUGAGCAAACAGCUGGAAGUUAGCGCUGGUAGGUCGGGAAGCAGUCGUGUUUUGGUCAGAAUGCUCCGAGGACCCAUCUCCCGAGCGUGACACAGGGUGCCUUCAAGUUACCUUGGCUUCGUGCAACCUGCAGUAUUACGCAUUUGCAAAUAAUAUAGAUACCUUUUUUUUUUUUGUCUUGUUUUUGGUUUGUUUUUAAAAAAAAGAAAAAACAAAGAAAAAAGCCAAAGAUUGACUAGGUUACUUGGUGGGAGUAGGAAUGGCUAAAGAUGUCCUGUGGCUCUGUCUGUGGCUCUCCAUAAACGACCUCUUUAACUGUGUGUAGUACCUGUGUGUCUAUAUUGCUGCACCUCCAGCUUGCCACUGCUGCUACGUGGUCUGGAAGCUUCACAGGGAGGGAAAACUGCUUGAGCUCCAUUUCUGACUGCGUGGUGCCUUGCAGCAGAGGAAACACCAAAGUCUCACGCUAAAUUACAGCGGUUUAAAAACAAAAACAAAGCAAACAACAACAAAAUGUUAUCUGGAGGUGGCUGGAGAAAGGGGGGUGAGAAGAAGCCAGCUCGUCACAAAGCAGCAACUUGCCUUCAGUUUUGUAAGGGGUAGCACACACACUUAAAACGCAGAAUUUCCCCGUCAAUAUUUGUUCUGUUUAAAUGCCAUGGAUCCAAAGGCCACAGAUUCUUUUGUUUCCUGUCCUAAGCAAUGACAAGCACUUUACUUUCAUAGUGUUUUUUUUUUUUUUUUUCUUUUCCAAUUGCUGUAGAGCCUCUUUGGAAUUCUUGCUGGAGCAAAAAGAGGUCAUUUUAAAAAGUUUUUUUGGUUUUUUUUUUUUGUAGAUAUCUUGACAGUGCUGUUCUGCAGACUGCAAUGCAAUAGGGUAUUUAAAGACACUACGUGAUUGGUUUAAUUAAGAUGUAUAGUUUAUUUUUUAUCAUGACUGAACAAUCAUUUUAUUUCUUAUGUUAAAAUGAGAGAUGUACACCAAAAUGAUUAGUCGAUGUGUUUUAUUUAAUAUUUAAAUAAAAAAUGUUUUAAAACCGUU